ACUGCAGUACCCAAAAAUCACCAAAGCAUCAUCAUAGUAGCUUCAGUUGCAGAAACAGCAAGCUAUUAUGAUGAGAUGAAAUGAAAUGAAAUGGCAGAAACUGCAGUAUCUUUUGUUGUGCAGCAUUUGUGCCAACUUCUAGUAGAAGAAGCGAAUUUGCUCAGAGGGGUCACAAAUGACUUCACAUCUAUCAAAGGUGAACUUGAGAGCAUCCAAGCCUUCUUGAAGGAUGCAGACAGAAGAGCUAGAGAUGAAGGAGACACCAACGAAGGAAUAAAAACGUGGGUGAAGCAACUCAGAGAAGCAUCUUUUCACAUAGAAGAUGUCAUUGAUGAAUACAUCAUGUAUGUUGCACAGAGAAUCAAUCAUCAUGGAUGCUUAGCCUCACUCCAAAAGAUUGUUCACGUGAUCAAAAAUUUGAAGCAUCGUCAUAGGAUUGCAUCUGAGAUUCAAGACAUCAAAUUUUCUGUUAAUGGAAUCAAAGAAAGAGGUGAAAGUUACAAGUUUCAGCGGUCUUCACAUGAACAAGGAUCAAGCAGCAGUGGAAUAUGGAAUGAUCCUAGAUUGGCUUCCCUUUUCAUUGAAGAAGCUGAAAUUGUUGGAUUCGAAAACCCAAGGGAUGAACUUGUUGGUUGGUUAGUGGAUGGAGCAACAGAGCGCACCGUGAUUUCUGUUGUUGGAAUGGGGGGACUUGGAAAAACCACUCUUGCCAAAAAUGUUUUUGAGAACCAGCAAGUGAAAGGGCACUUCGAUUGUCAUGCAUUCAUCAUAGUUUCUCAAUCAAAUUCAAUAGAAGGCUUGUUGAAAAACUUGAUGAAAGAGUUUUGCAAGGUGACUGAGGAGCCUCUUCCUCAAGGAAUAAACACAAUGGACAAGAUGUCACUCCUUUCUGUAGUGAGGCAUUACCUGCAGGGAAAGAGGUAUGUAAUCUUCUUUGAUGAUGUAUGGAAAGUAGAUUUUUGGGAUGAGAUCAAACUUGCCACACUUGAUAACAAAAUGGGAAGUAGGAUAAUGAUCACAUGCAGGAACUUGGAAGUUGCCAAUUAUUGUAAGAAAGAUUCCCAUGUUCAAGUACUAAAGUUGCAACCCUUGCCUGAAAAUAAAGCAUGGGAACUCUUCUGCAAGAAAGCAUUUCAUCUUGAUUUUAAUGGAAAUUGUCCAUCAGAGCUGGAAGAAAUGUCCAAGGAGAUUGUUAAAAAAUGUGAGGGGUUACCCCUUGCAAUUGUGGCCAUUGGAGGUCUUAUGUCAACAAAAGACAAAACUGUGUUUGAAUGGAUAAAAUUAUGCCAAAACCUUAGUUUUGAACUAGAGAGAAAUCCCCAUUUAACUAGUUUAACUAGAAUUUUAGCCCUCAGUUAUGAUGACUUGCCUUACUAUUUGAAAUCAUGUAUCUUGUAUUUUGGAAUAUAUCCAGAGGACUACUCCAUCAGGUGCAUGAGAUUGGUUAGGCAAUGGAUAGCUGAAGGGUUUGUCAUAUAUGAGGAGGGAAAAACUUUGGAGCAAGUUGCAGAAAAGUACUUGAAAGAGUUGAUCGACAGAAGCUUGGUUCAAGUCUCCAAAAAUAACUAUGAUGGUAAAGCAUCAAGUUGCCGAGUCCAUGAUUUCAUACGUGAUAUGGUCAUCAAAAAAAUGAAGGACUUAAAUUUCUGUCGUGUUGUUCGUGAAGAUGAUCAACCAACCGUUGAUGCAACAACUCGACGCUUGGCCAUAGCAACUAGUUCCUGUGAUGUUCUUGCAUGGAUUGCACAAGUGAAUUGCAAGUUCCGGUCCAUGUAUAUGUUUGAAGCAGCAAGUGAAUUGCCAGAUCAAUUUUUGAGUGGAUUCUUUGCAAAAUCUAAGCUUUUGAAAGUGUUGGAUUUGGAAGGGUCAUCAUUGAGUUAUGUUCCUAAUGAUUUGGGGAGUAAUUUUCACUUGAGGUACUUGAGCUUGAGGAAAACAAAUAUUAAGAUCAUUCCAAAAUCCAUAGGUGAACUUCAAAACCUAGAAACCUUGGAUCUGAAAGAAACACAAGUGCAUGACUUACCAAGUGAGAUAAACAAGCUUAAAAAGUUACGCCAUCUUUUAGUUUACUACAGAGGUGUGACUUUAGGUUUUAGUGGUGAAACUGGAGUGCGGUUGAAGGGAAGUAUUGGAAACUUGACAUCUCUACAAAAGCUUUGUCAUGUGGAGGCAGACCAUGGUGGAUUAAACCUAAUAACAGAGCUAAGAAAGUUGAGACAGUUAAGGAAGUUAGGCUUAAAGAAUGUGAAGAGAGAAUUCCGAACCGCGCUGUGUGACUCAAUAAAGGAGAUGAUCUGCCUUGAAUCUCUUUAUAUUAGUGCAAUAAGUGAAGAUGAAAUCAUAGAUUUGCAGUUUAUUUCAUCUCUCCCUAAACUUAGAAGACUUCACUUGUUUGGUGGCUUAGAAGAGUUGCCAAAUUGGGUUCCAAGGCUUGAGCUUCUUGUUAGGUUGUCAUUCCGAUAUUCCAAGUUGAAGGAUGAUCCCCUGAAGUCACUUAAGGAUCUGCCAAAUUUGCUGCGUCUCUCAAUUACAUGUGAUGCGUAUGUUGGUGAAAUGUUGCAUUUUGAAGUGGGAUUUCAGAAAUUAAAGAGACUAUAUCUUAUAGAGUUGAAUAAUGUGAAUUCUAUUGUUAUAGACAAUGGAGCUUUACCUGCUCUUGAUCGAAUGCAAUUGAUGCGCAUGCCUCAACUAAAGGAGAUUCCCUCUAGCUUCCACCUACUUGAAAACCUUGAAACAUUGUAUUUGACUUAUAUGCCCCAUGAGUUCAUCCAAAGCAUUGAUCCAAAUCAUGGAUCCAAGUAUUGGGUCAUCAAACAUGUGCCUUUUGUAUCUAUCAAAUAGAAUGUUUGGUACAGCUAUUCAGUCAUUCACAUAUGAAGAACAACGGGUAUACUGAGUGUUCUGGAGCUAUACGAUGAAUGGUGUUAUUUAGAUAUCUUCUUUUUUUCUUUUGGUAUAUUAAAGGGCUAAGGAAGAAGGUGUUAUUUCUCUUUCUGCUACGUAUAUGCCAUUGUAAGCGUUAUUUCAGCCUUUUGUAUGUACUAUUGUUUGUGGUGGGAAUUGUGGAUUGUUUCACUCUUACAAGAUUUGUACUUUUGAUAUGGUGAAUCAUUAA
Molecule: messenger RNA, 3115 nt
Organism: Gastrolobium bilobum
Lineage: Eukaryota; Viridiplantae; Streptophyta; Magnoliopsida; Fabales; Fabaceae
Product: disease resistance protein RPM1-like
Exons: 2
Coding region: 91-2841 (916 amino acids)
Biological process (GO): defense response to other organism
Molecular function (GO): ADP binding
Source: RefSeq, a predicted model, not a curated record